CGGUGGGACGCACUGAAGGCCGCUGCCACGAAGCCAAGGGCCAGAGGAACAGCCUCCCCAUGGAGAAGUUCAAGGCUGCCAUGCUGCUGGGGGCCGUGGGGGACGCACUCGGGCACAGAAACGCCCACAAGGACAGCAGUGCCUCAGGCAGGAAGGUCCGGGAGGGGCCGCAGACAAGCGGGGGCCUGGACCACCUGCUCCUCUCCCCAGAGACGUGGCCUGUGAGCGACAACACCAUCAUGCACCUGACAACGGCCGGGGCCCUGACCACAGACUACUGGUGCCUGGACGACCUGUACCGGGAGAUGGUGAGGCGCUACGUGGAAGUCCUUGAGAAGCUUCCGGAGCAUUGGGCAGAUCCAGCUACCCUGGAAGGCUGCUCGCAGCUGAAGCCGGAUAACUACCUCCUCGCCUGGCACACGCCUUUCAACGAGAAGGGCUCGGGGUUUGGAGCCGCCACGAAAGCCAUGUGCAUCGGCAUGCGGUACUGGAAGCCCGAGCGCCUGGAGACACUCGUCGAAGUGAGCGUCGAGUGUGGCAGGAUGACCCACAACCACCCCACAGGCUUCCUCGGGUCCCUGUGCACGGCCCUGUUUGCAUCAUACGCUGCACAAGGGAAGCCUCUGGAGCAGUGGGGCAGGGACAUGAUGCGGACGAUCCCUCUGGCUGAGGAAUACUGUAAGAAGACCAUCCGGCACCUGGCAGAAUACCAGGAGCACUGGUUUUACUUUGAAGCCAAAUGGCAGUUUUACUUGGAGGAGAGAAAGAUCAGCGACGACACGGGAAGCAAAGCUGUCUUCCCCGACCGCUACGACUCAGAGGAGAGGGACAAGGCUUACCGAAAAUGGAGCUCGGAAGGCCGAGGGGGCCGGCGGGGCCACGAUGCUCCCAUGAUUGCCUACGACGCUCUCCUAGGAGCAGGUGACAGCUGGGCAGAGCUCUGCCACCGGGCCAUGUGUCAUGGAGGCGAGAGCGGGGCCACGGGGACUAUCGCGGGCUGCCUGUUCGGGCUGCUGCACGGCCUGGACGCGGUUCCCACGGGCCUGUACCAGGACCUGGAGCACAAGGAGGAGCUCGUGCGCCUGGGCGAGGCUCUGUACCACCUGUCCACGGAGGAGAAGUAA
Odobenus rosmarus divergens (Pacific walrus) is the source of this 1124-nucleotide messenger RNA. RefSeq names its product ADP-ribosylhydrolase like 1 (gene ADPRHL1). The record is from RefSeq and is a predicted model, not a curated record. The coding region runs from base 60 to 1124 and encodes 354 amino acids. The transcript is spliced from 7 exons. NCBI's taxonomy places the organism in Eukaryota, Metazoa, Chordata, Mammalia, Carnivora, Odobenidae. Gene Ontology annotation, biological process: protein de-ADP-ribosylation. Gene Ontology annotation, molecular function: magnesium ion binding; ADP-ribosylarginine-[protein] hydrolase activity.